GUCUGGCCUGUCCAGGGCGCAGCUCUCCGAGGUGAACGCGCUGCUGGAGGCGGCCGAGGUGGCGGCCGCGGCGAGCGGCGCGGCCACUCCCGCGAAGGACCCCCCCGCGUCGGCGGCGGAGGAGCCGCCCACGGCCGAGAAGCAGCCCCAGCCGCCCGAGGAUCCGGCGCCCAAGAAGAAGGCGAAGAAACCCAAGAAGUUGCACGACGACCCUCAUGGUGGGCCACAGGAGCUCGCGGGCCCCGCCAAAAAGAAGGCCAAGGCGAAGGGGGCUUGCGCGAAGCCUGCGGCGGGGCCCGUCGCCGAUCCUGCCGCGCCCGCCGCCGAGGCGGGGCCGGGUGCCCCGCCGCUCGCCGGCGCCCCGGGCGCGCCCGGCGGCGGCGGCGGCGGCGCGCGGCACCUGGCGGGGCUCGUGCCGGCGGCGGCGUACGUGCCGAUCAAGGAUUUUGCCCGCAGCGUCAAGCCCGCUGGCACGGCCAGGGAAGUCUUCGAGCAUGAGGUCGUGCCUGUCUUCGGGCUGAAGCUCGGGCCCUGGCUGUCCGAGGAGGCACAGAAGGUGGCGUCGAGCAUCCUGAAUGCCGGCAACGGCGGAGGCCUCACGCCUCAGAUGGUUUAUUCGGUGGUACUCUAUCACAUCCUCCUCCGUCGGUCGGUGGUGGCAGUCUGUAGGACAAUUUCUACAGCGCCCUGA
Molecule: messenger RNA, 691 nt
Organism: Prorocentrum cordatum
Lineage: Eukaryota; Dinophyceae; Prorocentrales; Prorocentraceae
Source: the annotation of a GenBank genome assembly